Hydractinia symbiolongicarpus is the source of this 2803-nucleotide messenger RNA. Its product is annotated as neurobeachin-like. Bases 216 to 2612 code for a protein of 798 amino acids. The transcript has 2 exons. The record is from RefSeq and is a predicted model, not a curated record. NCBI's taxonomy places the organism in Eukaryota, Metazoa, Cnidaria, Hydrozoa, Anthoathecata, Hydractiniidae.
GGCCACGUGACUCUUUAAUGUUUUUAUUUUCAACAAAAUCACCCUAAGCUUGCAGAGCUUGAAAAAACAAGAGCUUCGAACUUCGUUGCAGACAGCGUAAUGUUGAAAUAUUUCUUACAUUGUCCGUGAGUUGGAAAAGCUUUGCGACGAGGAAAGAAAAAAAGCAUUCAUAUUUUUUGAUUAUAUCAUUUUAAAACAAAACGUUUGCUUGCAAAAUGUCGUACGUCUUCUCCAAAGCGUUAACCGAAACGUCCGAAGAAAAAGAGCGUCGAAAAAGUGUGCCUCCGAAGUGGACGGUACCGCACGUGCCUCAUCAUAGAAUGCCACCGCCAGUUGCAGCAAAACCGAAAUCCGGUGGUAAUCAUGACGGAUCAGGACAAAGUCAUGCGUCAAACAAUGUGGAACCUAUUCAGCGUAAAAAAUCACUGCCAGUCAGAUCGGCUUCCGUCGAUGAAGAAUUUGGUACGGGACCAAAGAUGGGAGGUGCAUUUGCCAGGCUUCAGGCUUCUGUUCAAAGCGGCGAAGAACACAAAGGUGGUUUGUAUACAAGCGCAUACGAAGCUUAUCGUAUAAAACGCUCGUUGAAAGAGCACGGCGUGCUACCAGCAGAUCUACGUGGUAACCAACAGUUACGGAAAUAUAGUCUUGAUAAAGAGUUACCACCUGUUGUUUUACCGAAACCACGCAGACCAUCCGCAGAAGGUAAAAGAGAUGCUUUUGCAAGGAAUCGUUCUCUUACGACACCUACAAGUCCCAAAGCUGACUUCUUUGCAGAUGAACGAAAGAAGAGUGACGAUGUUUUUAGUGAAGCUGCUCCAAUUCCUGAGCAGGUAUCUACUGUUGAUACACCGGUGCCAAGCAAUGCGACUACACCAGUUCCAAGUGAUAAAGCUGCCUCUCCUGUUGUCUCUGAAAACACGGCAGGAGCUGCCAGUUCUACAACUAUGGCUGAAGGUAGUCAUUCCUCCGCAAAUGCUGCAGCUAACGAACCUGUCAAAGAUUCCGUUGCUACCAAACCUACCAAGGAUGCUGUCGCUACAGAGCCUAUAAAUGACUCUGUUGCUGCCGAACCUACCAAGGAUGCUGUCGCUACAGAGCCUAUUAAUGACACUGUUGCUGCCGAACUUACCAAGGAUAAUGUUGCUAUCGAGCCUACAAUAGAUGCUGUUGCUACCGAGCCUACAAAGGAUACUGUUGCUAUCGAGCCUAUCAUAGAUGCUGUUGUUACUGAGCCUACCGAGCCUACCAAUGACACUGUUUCUUCUGAACCUACCAAGGAUGGUGUUGCGUCUCUACCAUCCCAAGACACUGAUGAAGGUGUACCUAUAACAACCCAAAGCGAUGUACCAGAAAAAUUAGAACUAGAAAUGCCUGUUCUUCGCGACCCUGCUAUCAUUCCUUCCUUUCCCGAUUUAGAAGAGAUAAAAAACAGUGAACAAACGAGUGACGUUAUGGAAAUGAAACAGGAAAUUGCGAAAGAAAGAUCGAAAAUUAAAGAAGGUAAAAGACAUUUAAGUGACACUAUUGACGAACUGGAAAGUAUGAAUUUUGAUUUUAGUGCUGAUAACAAAGAAGUUGGGAAUGAAGCGGUUUUCCAGGAAAGCAAGGAGGAAGAGAAGAAAGAUGUGACCACGAUUGAAUCAGAAGUUAUCCUAGAAAGUAAAGAAAAAGGUGCCGAGAAUGAUGUAGAGUCGAACAGUGAUGACAAAAACGAAGAUAAGAAAUCAAGCGAACUAGAACUCAGUGCAGAAGCUAAUGUUGCCCAUGGACAACCUGAGGAGAAUAAAGCUUUAAAGUCAGAUGCAAGUCUUAAAGACGAUAGCCAAACCAUUUCAGAAAAUAAUGUAGAAACCUGUUCUUCUGAGUUAACCGUUGAGAAGGAGUCUUCGGACAUUCCCGAGUGCAAAACAACAGUAGAUGCUCCAGAAGUUACUAGCACACCCUCUUCUAUUCCAACUCCUAUAAAAACAGACGAUAACGAUGAUUCAUCCAAAUUACAAGAGGACAAAACCGAUUUACUUGCUUCUCCUGAAAAGCAAGUGGAUUUAGCACUAGAGCCAGUAAGAGAUGGUACAAUUUCAGAAGAACCGUCAAAAUCUGAAAAUGAUCAGAUCCAAAAAAAUGAACCAGUUCAAGAGAAGGAUGCUACUCUAUAUCCAAGCUCAAAAGAUGAUGUAAAUGCAGGACCUGAUAAAGCCAGUUUUGAAUCUGGUACUAUUAAUGAAACACUGCCAAAUGGAGGUGACGUACCGACUGACGAAAAACAAAUCGCACAAAGUCAAACUUUGACUACAGAAAGUUCGAAUGUUAUGGAACAGAUAGAAAGUAAUGACAAUGUUGUAGCUGUGGCUCAAAAUACGGAGGAGACUAUCAAAGAAGAACCUAACAAGCCUGUUCAAACAGACCUAAAUGACAAUAAGGGUACAGUCGAAAUAAAAGAGUCAACACCAGAGCCAACAGUGACCAAGGAGGAAACAGUUUCAGAAAAGACAUGUACAAGUAUUGAUCCGAACGACAAGGCUAGUGAACCAUUAGAUACUGCAUGCAUUGCUACUGAUAAACAGGAAGAAGUGAAUAAUAACGCUAUUCCUUCUUUUGAUACGGCUCUGUAGAGAUUUCUUACCUUCUUUUAAAUUUUAAGAGAUGUAAUGAUGGACGCGAAUAAAUAACGUCCCUCAUUUAAUAGAGGAAAAUGCAGGGGGUUAGAGCAGAAAAAUAUAAAUCCAAUAGAAUUGAUUUGUUAACAUUGAUUAUUAAAAAGAAAUUUAUUUUUGUGAAUACAAAUGGAAAUCUUACCACUCAA